AUGCGAUCGCUGUUUCAGCCCCAGUCGGCGCCCCUGGGCACAAUUGCAGCGACCUUGUAUGCCUCAGUUGCUCUAAGCGUGCCGGGAGUGUCUGCGAAGGCUUCUGACGUUCUGGAUUAUGUUGAUCCCUUUAUUGGGACGGCCAAUGGAGGCCAUGUCUUUGCCGGAGCGAAUCUCCCGUUUGGCAUGGCCAAAGCUGUGGCAGAUACCAUUGGCGAGAACCAAGCCGGAUUUGCCUGGGACGACAAGUACGUCUACGGAUUCUCGCACAUGCAUGAUUCGGGCACGGGAGGUUCCCCAUCACUGGGCAACUUCCCAAUUUUCCCUCAAGCGAGCUGCCCCAACAACGACAUCAACCAAUGCAAGUGGCAGAUGAACGACAGAGCGGCGGCUUGGUCGAACUCCUCAGAUGGGGCCCAGGCGCGUCCGGGAUAUUUCAGCAUUAAUUUGGAGAAUGGAAUUCAGGCCGAGAUGACCACGACUAACCGAUCGGCCCUAUAUCGGUUCACUUUCGAUGGCACGUCGUCUGAAUCGCUCAGCCCUGUGAUUCUGGUGGAUCUGAUGGAUUUGCCGCAGUCACGCCAGAACGGAACUGCCCUAGUCGACCCAUCGACGGGACGGCUCACCGGCAAUGGCACAUUUAGCCCAAGCUUUGGUAUCGGCACUUAUGACAUGCACUUCUGCGCGGACUUCAAAGGAGCUGAUGUUCGCAACACUGGUGUAUGGGUGCAGAACCGAGCGAAUACCACCCGAAAGUCAGUUUCGCUUACUCCGGAUGGAACAAACUCGCCGGCCACUCUCUCCGCUGGUACAUUUGUCCAGUUCAACAGCCCUGAGGAUAACACCAUUCUGGCUCGCGUCGGCGUGAGUUUCAUAGGUGUUGAUCAGGCUUGUGCCAAUGCCGAAAAGGAGCAACCGAACUUUGACUUUGAAGGCACAGUAUCGGCCGCCGAAGCUGCUUGGCGGGAGAAGUUGAAUGUUAUAACUGUGGAUGCGGAAGGAGUGUCCUCUGAUCUUCAGACAGUUUUCUGGAGUGGGGCCUACCGGGCUAUGAUCAGCCCACAGGAUUAUACAGGGGAGAACCCUCUGUGGCAGAGUACCGAGCCGUACUAUGACAGCUACUAUUGCAUCUGGGACUCUUUCCGCAGUAUCCACCCACUCCUGACUCUGCUGGACCCUAUCUCGCAAUCCCGAAUGAUGCGCAGUCUGGUUGAUACCUACCGACAUGAGGGCUACCUUCCCGACUGCCGUAUGUCGUUGUGCAAGGGCUUCACUCAAGGCGGAUCAAAUGCAGAUGUCGUUUUGGCAGAGGCCUAUCUGAAGAAGGUCCAGGAUAUUGACUGGGAUACUGCUUACGAGGCCGUGGUCAAAGACGCCGAGGUGGAGCCUGCGAACUGGAACGUUGAGGGACGCGGUGGUCUUCACAGCUGGAAGAACCUGGGUUACAUUCCCACCGACGACUAUGACCCGUACGGCGUGGGUACACACACUCGCAGUAUCUCUCGUACCGUGGAAUACGCCUACAACGAUUUUUGUAUCUCUGAGAUGGCCAAGGGCUUGGGCCAUCAUGCUGACUACGAGAAGUAUACGGUUCGCUCUGGCAACUGGGCCCACAUGUUCAAGGCGGACCAAACUUCCAACAUCAACGGAACCAACACUGGCUUCACCGGAUUCUUGCAGCCCAAGUAUACGAAUGGAACUUGGGGCUACCAGGAUCCGAUCUUCUGCAGUCCGUUGCUCAACUUUGACUCGUGCUACCUGAAUCCCGAUGGACAUGAGACCUAUGAGGGCAGCGCCUUCCUCUACACCUUGUAUGUUUAUGGCUUCCCCAUUCCCCCGUUUUGCAAUCAGCUCACUGACCUGUCUCCGGCUAGUUACGCGCCCCAUGACAUGGGAUCGCUUAUCACGGCCCUUGGUGGCGCCAAAUCCUUCACGAAUCGGUUGACCUACUUCCAUGAGUCCGGGCUGCUCUAUGUAGGCGACGAGCAGGCAUUCUUGACCGUCUUCCAGUUCCAUUACUCCGCACGCCCCGCCCUUUCUGCGGAGCGCAGCCACUACUACAUUCCCUCGCAGUUCAACACCACAGUUGCGGGUAUUGCAGGCAAUGAUGAUAGCGGCGCCAUGGGGUCGUUCGUCGUGCUCAGCAUGAUGGGUCUCUGGCCUGUGCCUGGACAGGAUGUAUACCUCAUCACGCCACCGUAUUUCAAGGAGAUUAGCAUCCGUCACACUGUGACCGGCAAUGUGGCGACGAUCCGCAACAUUAACUUCGAUCCCAGCUACAAGAACAUCUACAUCCAGAGUGUUAAGCGGGACGGCAAGCCCUGGACUAAGAAUUGGAUCAGCCAUGACUUCUUCCUUGAAGGCGGCGUCCUUGAACUUGAGCUGGGCUCGAGCGAGAGCGCGUGGGGCACGCAUGUGGAGGAUCUGCCCCCGAGCCUGGGCGAUUAUUCCUCUUAA
Penicillium riverlandense is the source of this 2457-nucleotide messenger RNA. RefSeq names its product glycoside hydrolase family 92 protein. The record is from RefSeq and is a predicted model, not a curated record. The coding region runs from base 1 to 2457 and encodes 818 amino acids. NCBI's taxonomy places the organism in Eukaryota, Fungi, Ascomycota, Eurotiomycetes, Eurotiales, Aspergillaceae. Gene Ontology annotation, molecular function: peptide-N4-(N-acetyl-beta-glucosaminyl)asparagine amidase activity; carbohydrate binding. The transcript has 5 exons. Gene Ontology annotation, biological process: protein quality control for misfolded or incompletely synthesized proteins; carbohydrate metabolic process; protein deglycosylation. Gene Ontology annotation, cellular component: cytosol; nucleus.